AUGUACCACAACAAUUCUAUCAGGAUCUUGACGGGGAAUAGCCACCCUGAGCUCGCCCAGUCCGUGACCGAGCGCCUUAAUGUGCCCCUCGUACCUUGCACUGUUAAAAAGUUCUCCAAUGGCGAGACCAACGUCAAAAUUUCCGAGUCUGUCCGGGAUGAAGACGUCUUCAUCAUCCAAUCCGGGUGUAGCGACGUAAACGACAACUUAAUGGAGCUCCUCAUUCUCAUUUCCGCCUGCAAAACCGCCUCCGCUCGUAGGAUCACUGCCGUCAUCCCGUGCUUCCCGUACGCCCGCAUGGACAAAAAGGAUAAAUCCCGCGCGCCUAUCACGGCGAAGCUCGUUGCAAAUAUGCUCGUGGUGGCUGGAUGUGAUCAUGUUAUUACCAUGGACCUCCACGCCAGCCAAAUACAGGGCUUCUUUGAUAUCCCUGUGGAUAACCUCUGGUCUGAACCGCUAAUCAUUGGUUACAUCAAGCGACAAAUUCCCGGUUGGGAAAAUAGCAUCAUUGUCAGUCCAGAUGCUGGUGGGGCCAAGCGCGUAACAGCUAUUGCAGACAAACUCGGAGUCGAGUUUGCUUUGAUCCACCGAAAAAAAGAUGGGAAGUCCCUCACUGCUCCCGACAGGAUGGAACUUCUUGUCGGAGAUGUUAAGGACAAGGUUGCGCUCUUAGUGGACGACAUGAUAGAUUCGGGCACUACCCUAACUUUGGCGGCGCGCACACUCCAGGAGAAAGGUGCCAAAGCAAUAUACGCCCUAAUUUCUCAUGGUCUCCUCUCAGAGACAAACGUGAGCCUGAUUGAUGAGCUCCCCAUCGUUCAGCUGGUCGUCACCAAUACGAUCCCACAAACUCAACAUCAGGCCCUUUGCAAAAAACUCGUCACAAUUGACGUCAGCCCCAUCAUUGCGGAGAGCAUUCGUCGGACGCACAAUGGCGAAAGUAUAAGUCUCCUAUUUGGAGAAUGGGCGGAGACGACGGGGGUGGAGGUACUUUAG
Messenger RNA from Laccaria bicolor S238N-H82, 996 nucleotides. RefSeq lists its product as uncharacterized. NCBI's taxonomy places the organism in Eukaryota, Fungi, Basidiomycota, Agaricomycetes, Agaricales, Hydnangiaceae. The record is from RefSeq and is a predicted model, not a curated record. Bases 1 to 996 code for a protein of 331 amino acids. The transcript is spliced from 6 exons. Gene Ontology annotation, cellular component: cytoplasm; ribose phosphate diphosphokinase complex. Gene Ontology annotation, biological process: ribonucleoside monophosphate biosynthetic process; 5-phosphoribose 1-diphosphate biosynthetic process; purine nucleotide biosynthetic process. Gene Ontology annotation, molecular function: magnesium ion binding; ribose phosphate diphosphokinase activity.